Corythoichthys intestinalis (scribbled pipefish) is the source of this 663-nucleotide messenger RNA. RefSeq names its product testis-expressed protein 264. The record is from RefSeq and is a predicted model, not a curated record. Lineage: Eukaryota; Metazoa; Chordata; Actinopteri; Syngnathiformes; Syngnathidae. Gene Ontology annotation, cellular component: endoplasmic reticulum membrane; replication fork; nucleus. Gene Ontology annotation, biological process: protein-DNA covalent cross-linking repair; reticulophagy.
AUGCACUGCGUUGUAGCUUUAAUAUUUGUCAUUAUGUUCGAGUGGAUGAGUCUGAGUGUGGCCUUUGGGUUGCUCACUCUGUUGCUCGUAGGAAGUUACUCUUUGUACUCCGGAAUCUUGUCAGAUAUUAUCAUAAUUACUGGCUGUCCUCCUAUUAAAAAUGUUACAUUUGGCUACAAGUUUAAAGAAGGACCAUAUAAAAACUGCGAAGAACUGUUUAAAGAUAAAGAUAAAUCGUUCUUCCAACUCAUGUGGUGUGUUUUCACGCAUGUGCCUGGAACUCAGUGCCGCUGUGCUGUUGGCAGUAUUGUGAGUGAGGCGGAGAACAAGGCCGACAAGGAGCUUCUGAAGCGCUACGAGACAUCAGGCUUUAAAGUUUUUUCCUUUCCUGAAGUCACGCACGCGGUCACUACCUCCUUCCCCCACCGGACCAUUUUCUCUCUUCUCCUGGGAAUAAAAAGAGUCUAUCCACGGCUAGAAAGCUACAUUAAGGAGAGAAAGCUGUGUGCGCACCCAUUCCUCGAGAUCUACGGUGGCGAUCUGAUCCACUUCAUGGCUCCAUUGGCCCAGCAGGAAGACUUCUAUGUUCCUGAAGUCCGUCUAGCAGAAAAGCUUUCAGAACAAGAAAAAUUCAAGUCUAACAGGGAAAUCUCAGUUCAGUAG